Capra hircus (goat) is the source of this 4742-nucleotide messenger RNA. It is a transcript of the gene MCF2L2, whose product is annotated as MCF.2 cell line derived transforming sequence-like 2. Lineage: Eukaryota; Metazoa; Chordata; Mammalia; Artiodactyla; Bovidae. Gene Ontology annotation, cellular component: cytoplasm. The transcript has 29 exons. The record is from RefSeq and is a predicted model, not a curated record. Gene Ontology annotation, molecular function: guanyl-nucleotide exchange factor activity. The coding region runs from base 564 to 3815 and encodes 1083 amino acids.
CGCGGAGGCGGGAAGCGCUGCAACGCGCUGUGAGGCGGCGUAGGCGGCGCGGAGCGCGCCUCCAGGUUCCUCAGCACCUCUGCUCCUCAGUCCUCCGCAGCCGCCGAGUCAGCGCGCCUCCUGUGGGCUGACAGAGGAUACUUCAUCCCGACCCUCCCAGGAGGCAGAGCCAAAGAUCGGACCUCAGAUCCAGAAACCUAUUCACCCGCCUCGACCCAGGAAGCCAGAAGCAGGGUUACGGCGAGAUUGGGGCGACGUGCUCUUCUCACCUUUGGAACUGCUACUUUCCUGUCUCCCAAAGGCAGUCGUCGCGUUGGGAAAGCCCCUGGACCUAAUCUUUAAAUUUACCCCCUGUGGAGCGUGGCUGGCGUCCUCUAGCCGCGCGGCCGUGGAGAGUUGGCCUCGACUGGGAGUGACUCUCGUUUUGUGCCUUAGGAGAGCGAGAACGAGUGUGAGGGCCGAACAUCCUUUGGAGGAGAUGCCUUUAAAUAGUCAUCCAUAGCACCGAUAGAAACAGAUUUGUGUUGCUUUGUUUUGUUUAUACCGAGUGGUUUUUCGGUGAAAUGCUGUUUUGGUUAAAAGAAGAAAUGGCCCCUCAGGAGUUCACACGGCGACUGGCCACAGUGAUCACUCAUGUCGAUGAAAUUAUGCAGCAGGAAAUCAGGCCCUUGGUGGCAGUGGAUAUAAUUGAACAACUUCACAGACAAUUUGCCAUUCUUUCAGGAGGCCGAGGGAAAGAUGGUGCCCCCAUCAUCACUUUUCCAGAGUUUGUGGGGUUCAAGCACAUCCCAGAUGAAGACUUCCUGAAUGUCAUGACCUACCUAACUAGUGUCCCCAGUGUGGAGGCUGCCAGCAUCGGGUUCGUCAUUGUUAUUGACAGACGAAGGGACAAGUGGAGCUCCAUAAAAGCAUCCUUGACACGAAUAGCUGUAGCAUUUCCAGGAAACUUGCAGCUCAUAUUCAUUCUUCGUCCAUCUCGCUUUAUCCAGAGAACAUUCACUGACAUUGGCAUUAAGUACUAUAGAGAUGAAUUUAAAAUGAAAGUGCCGAUUGUUAUGUUAAACUCCAUUUCUGACCUUCAUGACUACAUUGACAAAAGCCAAUUGACAGCGGACUUAGGGGGAACUUUGGAAUAUUGCCACAGUCAGUGGAUAAAUCAUCGAACUGCCAUUGAAAACUUUGCUCUGGCAUUGAAGACCACUGCCCAGAUGCUUCAGACUUUUGGGGCCUGCCUGGCUACAACAGAGCUGCCCAGAAGCAUCCCUUCCACUGAAGACCUUCUCAUGUCCCACAUGAGGCAGCGGAACAAGUUGCAGGACGAGCUGAAAUUACUUGGAAAGCAAGGAGCCACAUUGCUGUCAUGCAUGCAAGAAUCAGCAACCAAAAUUCCCACCAGCAAACUCAGUCUCAAUGAAGUUGAGAAUGUAACUACCAUGGAAAGGUUAUUAGUUCAGUUGGAUGAAACAGAAAAAGCCUUUAGUCAGUUCUGGUCUGAGCAUCACCUGAAGCUUAAUCAAUACCUACAACUCCAGCACUUUGAACACAGUUUUUGUGAGGUUAAGCUAGCCCUGGACAACUUGUUGGCAGAGCAAGCAGAGUUUUCAGACUUCGGAGACAGUGUGAUGCAUGUGGAACAGCUUCUUAAGGAACACAAAAAACUGGAAGGAGAAGGCCAGGAGUCCUUGGAAAAGGCCCAGCUGCUUGCAGUAAUUGGGGACCAGCUUAUCCAAAGCCACCAUUAUGCAGUGGACUUCAUCAGACCCAGGUGUGCGGAGCUCAGGCACCUUUGUGAUGACUUCAUCAAUGAAAACAAAAAGAAACAUGACAUUUUAGAAAAGUCCUUGGAGUUGCAUAGAAGGUUGGACAAGGUCAGCCAGUGGUGUGAAGCAGGAGUCUACCUCUUGGCUUCCCAAGCUGUAGACAAGUGCCAGUCCCGAGAGGGUGUUGACAUUGCCUUGAAUGACAUUGAGACAUUCCUGGGCACAGCAAAGGAGUACCAGUUGCCCAGCUCCAAGGACUUUUACAACCAGUAUGAGUUGAUGCUCACUCUUGAUAUAAAGGCUAAAGCCCAGAAAGUCUUGCAGAAGCUGAGCGACGUGCAGGAAAUAUUUCACAAGAGACAAAUGAGUCUGAUGAAACUGGCAGCCAGACAGACUCGCCCAGUGCAACCCGUGGCCCCCCGUCCUGAGUCCUCCCCAAAAUGGGUGUCACCAAAAAUCAGCCAGCCCUCCACCUUGGUUCCUCAACAGAAAACAUCUGAGGAACCUUAUGCAGAGACAGAUUUAAACUCAGAGGAAAAGGAAGAUAAUGAGACUAAAUCUGAAGUCAAGAAUGAAGAAAUACUUGAAAGCAGUUAUGAUGCGGACAACCCUGAGCCAGAGCAACCUGACAGUUCCAAAAAUCUUUCUCCCAGCAGGCAUAUUAUACGUGACUUGCUUGAGACUGAAGAGACUUACAUAAAAGAGAUUAAGGACAUAAUUGAUGGAUAUAUCAUUCCAAUGGAUUUUAUUUGGCUGAAGCAUCUAAUUCCAGAUGUUCUGCGGAAUAACAAGGAGUUUCUCUUUGGGAACAUUAGAGAACUUUACGAAUUUCACAACAGGACUUUUCUAAAAGAAUUGGAAAAAUGCACCGAAAACCCUGAACUUCUGGCACAUUGCUUUCUCAAGAGAAAAGAAGAUCUUCAAAUAUAUUUUAAAUACCAUAAGAACCUGCCCCGAGCCAGGGCAAUCUGGCAAGAAUGUCAAGACUGCACCUACUUUGGGGUAUGCCAGCGUCAACUGGGUCACAGUCUCCCUCUUUUUAAGUGUCUGAGAGAACCAAGUCAGAGACUUAUAAAGUACCAGAUGCUGUUGAAGGGGCUGCUGGAUUUUGAGUCACCUGAGGAUUUGGAGAUGGACCCAAGUCAUCUAGAAGGAGGUUCAGCUAAGAACGGGCCAAAGAGGACCAAGGACUCAGCCUUCUUAGCCAACCUACAACAGGCUUUGGCCAUGAUGGAGGAUUUGAUCAAGUCCUGUGAGUUGGCCAUGGACCUGGCAGCAGUCACUGGAUGUCCGGAUGAUAUUGGAAAAUUUGGCAAGUUGUUGAUGCAUGGUUCUUUCAACGUUUGGACAGUUCACAAAGAUCGUUAUAAGAUGAAGGAUUUAAUUCGAUUCAAGCCCAGCCAGAGGCAAAUCUAUCUAUUUGAACGGGGAAUAGUGUUCUGUAAGAUACAGAUGGAGCCCAGUGACCAGGGCCUGUCCCCUCACUACAGCUUUAAGAAGUCUAUGAAGUUGAUGACACUUUCAAUUCGCCAACUUGGAAGGGGGAGCAACAGAAAGUUUGAAAUUGCCAACCAAAAUGGACUUGAAAAAUACAUCCUACAGGCAGCUUCAAAAGAAAUCAGAGAUUGUUGGUUUUCAGAAAUAAGUAAAUUAUUGAUGAAACAACAAAACAAUAUUAAAGAUGUUUGUGAAGAUGAAGACAAUGGCAGACAAAUAUCCCCAAAACGUUGCUCAAGCAGGGAGUUUGUCUCCGUGGAAACCUCUGUCAAUUGUGAAGGUGCAGAAGAUUUGGAAAAGGAGAGCAGUGUCCUGAGUCUCUCGGGACUUUUCCAGUUGGACAACAGUUAUGAGACCUCCAAGUCUGGUCAGGAGAAAGGAGAAAGCAUCCGGGGACAGAAAGAGGGCUGCCAAAAGGAGGACACGGCCACGAGCAAAACUGAGAGCCUUGGGAUGUCUACUGGCUUGCUCGCCCCUGCGGGGAAGGCCGAUUUCCCCCAAGCAGAGGCAGUGAGGGCGCAAGAAGGGAGCCUGAGACCGCCCUCCGCAGAGAACUGAUACUCGUUCCAGACCACUGAGCCUCCCCGGCCGAUUGUAUUCCGGGGAGCCGCUUCUGCGGGCGCAGAGCAGAAGCAGCAAAGGGAUCUCACAGCCCACAGAUCCGCUGUCCUGCCCGGGAGCGACUGGACCAUCUUCCCGGAGCCUGAGGAGCGGUCCACGUCUGCGCGGGGAGCCUCGGGCUGUUCCACGCGCGGCCGUGCGAGCGCAGGGACUCGGAGUAGACCCUUUGGAGAACCUGCAAAUGCCGACACGCGCCCGCGCUGGGACAGGGCGCAGUCUGUGGAAAACCUUGCGCCUCUCUAGACGCGCCUUGGACUCAACCUCUAGCUGCUCCACAUGUGCGCCUACGGAGGUUAGGGAUCCAGUCCUGGAAAGCUGAGUCCAAGGUUUCUGAAUGUUGGCACUUUUGACUUUGGGGUAACUGCUGUGGAGGCUCUCUUGGGCAUUGUAGAAUGUUUAGGGGCAUCUCUGCCUUCUAUCCCCUAGAUGCCAGAGACACCUCCCACCCACUCACCGAAAUCAAGACAAUCAAAAAAUGCCUUCAGACAUUGCCAAAUUUCUGCUGGGGCGGGAGUGGAGAGCUAGAUUGAGAACCUCUGAUCGGAGCCGCUCAAACUCUACAGGGCAGCCCUGCGCUCUUCUCCCUGAAUACCCACAAGAAUGUUAACUGUGAUAUUUGUGUUACUUUGUUCCAGGGUUGUUUCCUCUUAGUGAGGGCUGGCUACAAGUAAACUUCUGAGAUAUUUACGUUUAGAUUUAUUAGUUUUUAAGUUACCUUCAUUCAUUUUCAGUAAUUUAUUUUUAGUUUUAUUAGGUAAUAUUCAUUUUUGUUUUUAGUUUUAUCUUUAUUUAAUCUCAUAGCUUUAAAGCUACCUGUUUAUAACUAUUUGGUCUUACUUAGUUCCUUAGUUUUUAUUUUCAGUU